UAUGUAAAAACUCUUAGCUUUGAUUUUGUCUAUAUCAAUAGUCUAUUCAAUAGACCCAAGUAUGGUGUAAUUGAGCACAGAAAAAAUAGAUGAGUUAUCUUAAAACAAUUUAGGAAAAUUUAUAAUAGAAAUGGCUUAAACACAUGCUGAAAUGAGAGGACCUCUUGGUAUCAAUGAGUGAGUAAUAAAAAUUUAGAUGAUUUGGUGACAGCAAUUGGUGACUUAGAAAAUGAAUUGACUAUUGAAUUACAAUAAUUAGAAGACGAUUUUACAAGAUCAACUAAUUAACAUUAAGUGACUUAAGAAAAUUUAGAUAUUAAUAUUGGUUAAACAGAAAUCAAUAUUUUCAAUUAAAAAGAUUUUAUUGAUGCUAUCCUAUUACCAAGCAUUGAUUAAACUAAUUCUAAAAUUGAAAGAUUAAAUGGUUUCAUUAAUGAUAACAGAGAUUCAUUAUCCAGAGAAACACUUGCAAGAUAAAAUUAACAUUAAGCAUAUUUAGAUAGAGGUAUUAUUUACAACAAUAUUUAGUUAGUGAACAUCAAGGAGCAAUAAGUGCUGUUGAUGAAGCCUUACAAUUGAUUAAUUCAUUAAUUAAUGGAAAUAUUUCCUUCUCAGAAAAAGCAACAAUUCAUUAAGCAGUCAAAAGAGUCAAUACUAAAAUAUAAAAGACCAGCGUAAUUCAUCCACUUGUUGAAGCUUUACUUUAAUUGACAUAGAAUUUUUCAGAUUAAGGACAAGCUAAGAAAAUUAAAGAUUUAUUAUAAGACACUAGAAAUCAAUUAGUUUCUAGUCUUAAUUAAGUAUAAAAUAUAUAUAUAUAUAUAAUAGGAAAAUACUGAUGAAUAAUAAAUCUAAGAAACUUGGGAAGCAAGAUAAAAGACUUUAAAUACAGAAUAUUAAGAAUUUAAACGUUCUGUAUUAGAAGCUACAUAUGUCUUAGCAGCUUAUUAAAGUAAGUGUUUAAAUUUAAUAUUUAGAUAAAUUGAAAUCCACUCAAGAAGCUUUGGCAUAAAAUGAAUAAGAUUUACAAAAUUACUAGGAUUCUUUAUGUAAAAAUGAUUGACCAUAUGUAUAUAGAAUAGGAUAAGGAUGCUUAAGCCUAAGAAAUCUAAAUAUAUAAUGAAUUGAAGGCCCAAUAUCAAAUUUAACUCCAAACUACUAGAAAUGCCAAAGAGUUUGUGAAUUCUGCUGAAUUUAGUACUGUUAUUAGAAAUAAGUUAAAUUCAGGAGGAUUAGUUUGAU
This is a messenger RNA of Paramecium pentaurelia, 1242 nucleotides long. Lineage: Eukaryota; Ciliophora; Oligohymenophorea; Peniculida; Parameciidae. The record is from the annotation of a GenBank genome assembly.